Molecule: messenger RNA, 1326 nt
Organism: Mucor mucedo
Lineage: Eukaryota; Fungi; Mucoromycota; Mucoromycetes; Mucorales; Mucoraceae
Exons: 5
Coding region: 42-1241 (399 amino acids)
Biological process (GO): transmembrane transport
Cellular component (GO): membrane; intracellular membrane-bounded organelle
Source: RefSeq, a predicted model, not a curated record
UUUUUUUCACUUUUUUUUCGCCUAACCUUUACAACUCAUUUAUGCCAUCGAACACUUCUGCCAAGUCUAUUGGCACUUCUGCUACACUAUUCCUGGUGGCAGGCAUGCUUAUCUCUGGUGUGUGUAAUACCAUUCUUAAUAAAUAUCAAGACUUACAAUGUGUUGGUAAUUGUGACGAUCCCAACCCAAAGAACAGAGUCUACUUUGAACAACCUAUUUGGCAGACACUAAACAUGUUUGUGGGAGAGUUUGCAGUCUGGAGUGUAUACCUUUAUCAAGUCUACCAGCAAAAACAAAAUCGUCUCAGACCCACUCCUCCCUCUGCUGUCAACCAGUUGGAUGCUGCUGCUUUGGUUGAUGACAUUGAUCAAGAUAUCGCCAAAGUUCAAGAUGAACUCCCUGAAUUGAAAGGCUGGAAGGCAUUGUUAUUUUGGAUUCCUACUUUAUGUGAUAUGACUGCAACCACUGUGAUGAAUGUGGGAUUAAUUUUAACAUCAGCAAGUGUAUACCAAAUGUUAAGAGGUGCUGUAGUUAUUUUUACCGGUUUGUUUAGUUACUUGUUUUUAAACCGUCGCUUGCGUGGAUUUGAAUGGUUCUCGCUUGUCUUGGUCGUCGUAGGUGUAGCUAUUGUAGGUCUUUCAUCUGUUUUAUUCCCCCAAAAAAAACCAAGCACAUCCACUUUGGCUGAAGAAGGAUUCGACUACUCUUCUCUCUUAGGUGUUGGCUUAGUCUUGGGCGCUCAAAUCUUCACUGCCACCAUGUUUGUAGUAGAAGAAAAAAUCUUGAGUCGCUACAAGGUCACUCCUUUAAAAGCUGUAGGUCUUGAGGGUUCAUUUGGUCUUAUCUCUGUCUUGGCUGCCAUGCCUAUUCUCCAUUUUGCCUUGAGUGAUAGAUACCCCACUUUCGAUAUCGUACAAGGUUAUCAUGAUUUUUUUGAUCAUCCCACUGUUUGGCAAAGUGGUUUAGCAAUCAGUGUGUCCAUUGCCUUCUUCAAUUGGUUCGGUCUUUCAAUUACCUCUGCUAUUUCUGCGACAGCAAGAAGUACAAUCGAUGCAUGCAGAACGCUAUUUAUUUGGAUGGUAUCAAUUUAUUUAGGCUGGGAACAAUUUUCUUGGGUUCAAGUUAUCGGGUUUGUUGUGAUGGUGACAGGUACAUUCUACUUUAACGGUGUACUUAAGUGGCCCUUUGUCACUGAAGAAGAAGAAGAAGAGCGUGCCCCUCUUUUGUCUCACGAAGAGUAAUUUAUUUCCGCUAUUUUGAUUUAUAAUUUCGAAUAUAUAAUUGUUUGUUUAAAAAUAAAAUGUAAUCCAUUUUUAUCAUGAAGAA